GUUUCCCGCUCCCUCACAUCCAUCCUCUAACAGUAUGACACUAGUCUCAGACGACCCUAGUUAUUGGCCACUCAUCAACUCUUGGCGUAUUGGCAGCUAUUUUAUGGGUUCGUGAAGAGCAGUCAGAUUUCAGCGCUCAUGUCUCGAUCUGACCUUCAUUGUGGUUUUCCAGUUGCCGCUGGUGUUGGAGUGGUAUAUGAUUGGGCCCUUACGUUCGGACAAGAGGUCGAACUGAUCUGGAGGCAACGUUGGUCCCUGAUGACCGUUCUCUAUCUGACUUUGCGCUAUCUUGGCGUUUUUUAUAUUGUCAUAAACAUACUGGGCAGUGUUCCGACUAUUUUGUUGACAGAUGCAGUGAGCCGGAUUCUGUAUCUCGUACAGAAUUGGACGAAUGUUAUAGCAUUUCCAAUGCUGUGUGUCAUCAUGAUCACUCGGUUACAUGCCAUGUAUCAACGAUCCAGAAGGAUCCUGAUAUUUCUCGUCGUCGUGUGCUUGGCUGUCAACAUUUUCGACGUAGUGGUCACGGUAAUGGCAACGAGGGAUGCUUCAGGGGAGGGACACAUUCUCUCUGGCACAUAUACGUGCACUAUUGGCUAUGCGGACAAUAUCUUCCUUCUGGGUUCCAUUACUUGGAUUCUCGGCGUUGUCUGGGAGGUCCUCGCGCUGUGUCUCGCAGUCUGGAUUGCUGUAAAACACUUUCGUGAACUGCGACAACAUUCGGCAGGAGGGAUUAUAGGAGACUGUUUCACGGUGUUGAUCAAAUCCCACGUGCUUUACUUUGCGAGGUGAGCUCAUAUUGUGAAUAUGGUUCCCUUUUCCAC
This is a messenger RNA of Suillus clintonianus, 821 nucleotides long. RefSeq lists its product as uncharacterized. The transcript is spliced from 10 exons. The record is from RefSeq and is a predicted model, not a curated record. Bases 139 to 789 code for a protein of 216 amino acids. Lineage: Eukaryota; Fungi; Basidiomycota; Agaricomycetes; Boletales; Suillaceae.